Messenger RNA from Plasmodium cynomolgi strain B, 621 nucleotides. RefSeq lists its product as hypothetical. The record is from RefSeq and is a predicted model, not a curated record. The coding region runs from base 1 to 621 and encodes 206 amino acids. NCBI's taxonomy places the organism in Eukaryota, Apicomplexa, Aconoidasida, Haemosporida, Plasmodiidae. The transcript is spliced from 4 exons.
AUGGACUCCGCAAACUCGCCCGAUAAAGAUAACGUGGGCUCCUCGCAGGGAGGUGCAUCGGACACGUCGGGCAAGGAGCAGAAGGCGGACGCGUCUAAAGGGUCUUCCAACUCGGCCAAGCUCGAACCAGCGGCCGAAUCGGAUAACCCCGCUACAUCAGACGCCUUAUUCAUGGGAAACAUGGAUACUGCUACUAUCGGCACAGACGACGACAAAGCAAACAAGUACAGAAUGUUUAUGCAGAAUUCUAGCGACGAGUACACAAUUCAGCAGAUGGAAAAGUUUCUAAAAUAUGGGAUUUCAGAUAAUGGCAUGAGGAUGCUGACGACGGAUACCUGCACGUGGGUCUACGAUUACUACAAAACGACCAAGACGUCUACUCCAAACUUGAAGGAAUUCACGCCGGGAACGACCGUCGACUAUUACUACUACUCGACUCCCUUUCGCACACAAAUUGGGAACAUAAACCUUGUCAUGAUGCAUAGUCAGGUGAAUUUUGGAGACGGAACUGCCGCUCCCGCAGAUAGGGCUUUCAAGAUGAACGAGAUAACACCCGAAAUGAUGAAGGCGGCAAAGGUGAAGGCUCGCGAGUAUAAGAAUGAGUGCAUCGACUGGAUUUAG